This is a messenger RNA of Nannizzia gypsea CBS 118893, 3372 nucleotides long. RefSeq lists its product as hypothetical. Gene Ontology annotation, biological process: positive regulation of proteasomal ubiquitin-dependent protein catabolic process; ubiquitin-dependent protein catabolic process; protein polyubiquitination. The transcript has a single exon. The record is from RefSeq and is a predicted model, not a curated record. Bases 1 to 3372 code for a protein of 1123 amino acids. Gene Ontology annotation, cellular component: cytoplasm; ubiquitin ligase complex. Gene Ontology annotation, molecular function: ubiquitin protein ligase activity; ubiquitin conjugating enzyme binding. NCBI's taxonomy places the organism in Eukaryota, Fungi, Ascomycota, Eurotiomycetes, Onygenales, Arthrodermataceae.
AUGGAGAACGAUCUACUUAUCCUGGUAGAUGCCACAUGGUCGAUGCGCGACUACUUCAAAACGCUCAAGAUGGCUCUGCCCCGGAUCAUCUCUGUCUCUGCCCUGACAGGAUGUUUUUCUCGCAUUGGGCUGCUUGCGUACCGGGACUACUCCGAAGCCCAUAUGCUAGAAUGGUCAGGCUGGCUCGACGUGUACGGCGGGCCUGACGCCGAUGGACAUGAUAUCCUCGCUUUCGCAAACUCAUUAGAAGUUGAAGGCGAUAGGGUUUUCAACCCCGAAGCCGCAAAGACUGCACUUGCGAGGGCUUAUGAGUUGAUGCGCGUAGACGCAAAGACGAUUCUCCUGUUGUAUACUGACUCCUUUCCCCAUUUUGGAGUCUCGGAAGCUCAUAAGUGGAUGGAUACUUACAUUGUUACUGAGACCGGAGUGCUGGAGCGAGAGGCACUGUCAGACCCAUCAUCGUACAGCGGCUACGGCCCAGCUUUCGUGGACUGGGUUUCCGCAACCAAGCUUCUGAGCGAGGGGGAGAAGGCUGUGCAGGUGUUUUCCUUGCUGUCGUCCGACAUUUGCUGGAGAGAGGCUGCGUACUACAUCUAUCUUUCGACCUUAACCGGCGGCGCAUGUGUGGUCGUUCAGGAGCCGAGUGCAGAGGAGAUGUCUGCGGCCUCGGAGUCAGGGUCAGAUGAUGAUUCUGACGCGACCAUAGACUAUGGCCCGUGUCCGGAAUACCUAGAUAUAUGUGCGAGAGUCAUCUUCAAAGUGACCGUGGAUCUGCUACUGACAUGGAUGGGCAUCAAGCCAGCCGAAAAUGCGACCACUGAAGACUCUGCAGCAGAAGAAAGCGACGUGCGCAUUAGCAUACAGGGUAAUUCGGCCAUUUUGGGCUAUUAUGAGUCAGUUGUCGAUAUCAAGACGCUCAAUCAUGAACUCGACCCUAGGGCAGGCCGGUUUUUCGUCAUCGACUUGGACAACUUUAUGGCUCAUGACGCUGAUUAUAUGCCAAACGUCGUUACCGUACUAUUGACUCCGGAUAAUACCCAGAAAUACAUCCGGAAGAAGGACGAGCCGGUCACAAACUUCGCUAUGGCCUGGGCUACAAAUCCAGCAUAUCGAUCUAUGGCGCUCCAGCAUCUGAAAAACAUCAUAAAGGCCGAUGUCAGGGCAAUAGCCGUCAACCCAGCCUUAGGAAGCCUGUGGAGGAGAAUAUGCAGUGAUCGAACUUGUGAUUCGCGACAGGAGCUUCUGGACGCCUUCAGUGCUGAAGCCGGAAAGCUCGAGAGUGCAAGAAGUAGGGAUCGUUUAAAGAUAUGGUUGGAGAGCUCGUAUGACUAUACAGAAGAAGUGCUCGAGCUCAUUAACAGCGUUCCAAAUGAGGAACAGUUCCCCUGUGUAUACCUCGAUCCAACCCUAGACUUUACCCCAAGCAGUGCAGAAGCAGAAGAUGAUGAGUUUGGAAAGCCUAUCACGGCUCUCACAAGAGUUAAUCUGCUAGAAAUUGGCCGAUCCUGCGAUCCUUCGGUUCUUCGACGCCAUGGACGAAUGCUCACUCAGCUGACGUAUGUUGACAGAGCAGCGGACUUACCUGAACACAUUGUAAAUUCAACCAAUGAGGAAGUCCCUAGGAUUCCUAUGGUACUGGCCCGUGACGAAUAUAAACGUCAAUUCUGGAGGAUCCUCCUGCAUCUCGUUGUUCCCGGGACGAAGUUAUCCGCCCGUGCUGCGGCUCUCCUGGCAGCACUCAGUUUGCGGCUGGGUAUUACUCCCCUCAUAGAGGUAGCUGAGUGGGAAGCACUUGGUUUCAGAGACAAGUGGAAUGACCUCGAGACAUCCGAGACUUGGUCAAUUCCCUGCUUGAAUCUGCUAAUCAACGCAGACGACGCAUAUAACAAGCGACGAGCUGACCUUGAGGGAGAGAUCGAAGAUACUGAUCUGGCCAAGGCAAAACCAGCCACGCUAUUGAAGCCGAGUGAUAGGGAGCUUUUUGAGAAGCUUAUUGCCUAUCGGAUGCUGGAGGUAAACCUUGACAGUGCGUUGAUUGCAAAGGUGGGCUGGACUCCUGAGAAGACGAUAGCACCGUUGGGACCCACCGCCAUUUGUCGAUCGUGUGAAUACCCGAGGUCAGUGAGUGUUAUGAACAAUAACGGCGAAUGCGGUAUUUGCAUAUGUGCCGCUCAGGAUGAUGCAUGGAAAAAGGUCUUGGAUGUUGGUGUUUCCAGAGAAGACAGCCCCGAAUCACCGGCAAUCUGGGUGGAAUGUUGUGUGCAGACAUGCAGAGCACAGUAUGUGGUAUACAACGUUACCUCCCUGAACGGCCGAGCGAAGUGCCAUUACUGUCGACUUCAAAGUGCCACCCUAUCGAAGUCACGGCAAAUAUGCCCAGAUGCUCCUUGGAUCGAGUGUAUAAAGUGCCUGAAUCGCUUUAUCUGGCCUGUGGAAUACCGUCCUUUUUCACUUUCUACUUCGAAGUUCACCUGCAUACACUGUGAUGCCGGGCGAAAAACUGUAGUUGAAAUUGAAACGACAGCUAGGAAGAUCUCAGAAGAGAACUCUUUCUCAUGGCUGGUUUGCGAUAACCAGAAUCCAGAGCUUUGCCCCUUCACAGGCCGCUCGCUGCUAACUACCAUUUCCAAAUUUGGGACAGAAAACUUCACAUCCCGAAUGACGAUAUUCCCCGUCACCAAUAAAACGCUAACGUUGAAGGGAAAGACGAUACAAAACGUCUCCGAGGUUAUUUCCACGCUACAGGAUCUUGUUUCGCGUCUCAAGACAAUCAAAGAGGAUUGCUCAUUGUGUAUGUCGGUUUUCCGUCCUGACAUGUUAAAUGCAGCAUGCGGUCGUCGCGGAUGCCUCCAACGUGUAUGCCGAGACUGUUUGAACCACUGGUACGGUCUCAACGCAGCAGGCCGAAUCUUGAAUAUUGGCGCUCUGUUCUGCCCAUUCUGCCGACGACCACCAUCUGCAAAGACACUAGCAAGGUACGCUAUGGGCGUACAAGCAGUAACAAACCUUUCAAAAGCAGUCGAAGAGCAAGGAACAUGGAUAUACGCAUGGUGCAUUUCUUGCUCUUCAGCACGCCAGUUCAUGGAGCGAGAAUGUGCUCGAGGCACACCUCCGGAGGUAUCCCGCUGGCACUGUCCGGAAUGUGUGGAACAACGGGAAGAGCAGAAGAUGGCGAAAAGAAUAAGCAAAAUCAAGCCAUGUCCUGGAUGUGGUGUGAUGACGGAAAAAGUCUUUGGGUGCGCACAUAUAACAUGUCCGGUCCCUGAAUGUCAGGCUGAAUGGUGCUACAUCUGUGGGGAGCGUGCCGUGAACAUAGACAUUUACGAGCAUCUCAACAAUGCACAUGGGGGGAUUUUUGAUCACUAUGACUGA